AUGUCCACAAGCACCGACCAGAUCCUCCGUGUCGAUCGAUCCGACAAGGAGUCCUUGACCAGCGAGGAAAACGACUACGUCCUUUUCAAAGUAUCUCGAGACGACGGCACACCAUCAAGCUUGGGUGUGAGCUUGACCGCAACGGAAGGACUCGCUGUGUUUGUCGGUAGGAUCGUUCCAAGUCGCAUACGGAGCAUCAAGGCGCCCAACUAUCGUGGUAGCGAUGAGAACUUGGAAGUAGCCGUGCGGCACUGCGUUCUCGAGGAGCCGAUCCCGCCUCAGCAUGCCGAGACUCUUGCCGGGCUGGAGAUCGUGGCGUAUAAAUCGUCUGUAAACAAAAAUGCGGCGGAGGAGCAGCUCCAUGUCGUCAUUCGGCAACAGGUCAGCGGCAUCGUGCAACGACUCGCCACCAUCGAACUCGCACCCAGCGAUGAAGAAGUCGACAUCCUCUCCUGGACCGCGACCGCCGUCCAGUCCGCCCAUCGCUUCCGCGCCGAAUCCGCAACCCUAACCGCCCAACUCCAAGCGCAGCUGACCCGCGCCGAGACCCUGCAAACGGAGCUGGAAGCGCUCCUCUCGCGGAAGCGCGAUGACGAAGAUGCCAUGCUCCUCAAGUUCGCGGCACUGCUGAACAGCAAGAAGCUGAAGAUCCGCGAAAUGCAGCGCGCCAUGGCCCUCCGCCCGCACGCCGCACCCGGUAUCAAAUCCGACGAAUCACCCCCUCCAGACAAUUCCGACCACAAACCUCCCCGUCCCAAACGCAAACCCCCCACCCAAUCCCCCUCCCCCUCAUCCUCCUCCGACUUCGAAUCCAUGCCCCUGCCCCGUCCUGCCUCCCCCUCCCACUCGAACGACGACACCUCCACCCAGCCCCCCAGCGACACCGACACCGCCACUGCCAGCGACCAUGAGCCCGAAUCUAGCCCUCCGAAAACCCGGAAACUCGGCCGCGUCGGUGGGGGGAAGCGGUCACCAAUUCCCGCGGCAAAUCAGGGGCGGAAUGCCGCCUCGCCGCCGGCGACGCGGAGGAGUCGACGGCAGCAGAGUAAGGAACCGUCGCCAUCAGUGACGACGGCGCGAAGAAGUCAACGUACGCGGGCGAGUCAGGUGGAUGAGGAGGGGGAUGGGGAUGAGAUGGAGGUGGAGGUGGAGAUGCCGCCGCCGAGGAGGGAAUUGCCGCAUCGGAGGGGGGUGGUGGAGCGGACGGAUGAGAGGGUGGGGGAGGAGGGGAGUGAGACGGAGGAUGAGUUGUGA
Eremomyces bilateralis CBS 781.70 is the source of this 1254-nucleotide messenger RNA. RefSeq lists its product as uncharacterized. The record is from RefSeq and is a predicted model, not a curated record. Lineage: Eukaryota; Fungi; Ascomycota; Dothideomycetes; Eremomycetales; Eremomycetaceae. The transcript is spliced from 4 exons. Bases 1 to 1254 code for a protein of 417 amino acids.